Thalassophryne amazonica is the source of this 763-nucleotide messenger RNA. RefSeq names its product zinc finger, HIT-type containing 3 (gene znhit3). Gene Ontology annotation, molecular function: protein binding. Lineage: Eukaryota; Metazoa; Chordata; Actinopteri; Batrachoidiformes; Batrachoididae. The coding region runs from base 100 to 537 and encodes 145 amino acids. The transcript is spliced from 5 exons. Gene Ontology annotation, biological process: snoRNA localization; box C/D snoRNP assembly; maturation of LSU-rRNA from tricistronic rRNA transcript (SSU-rRNA, 5.8S rRNA, LSU-rRNA). The record is from RefSeq and is a predicted model, not a curated record. Gene Ontology annotation, cellular component: nucleus; pre-snoRNP complex.
GAAGAAGAAGAGGCAGCAGCAGCUACCGUCUGUGCGCACGUGUGGUCACAAACGACUUACUUCGUAAUUUUUAAUUCUUCUUUAUGUUUACACGUUAUAAUGCAGAUAUGUAACGUUUGCAGCGACCAAACACCAAAGUACAGAUGUCCUGCCUGCAAAAUAAGAUAUUGUUCACUAGGAUGCUACAAGAGGCAUAAAGCAGACACUUGCCUCCCCAUCGAGCAGCGAGAACCUGCUGUUCCUGAAACAAAACCUUUCACCGCCGAGCCGUGGAGCGUGGAGGAUCUUUUCGAUGAAGAUGAUUUUGUUGACAAAGUGCCGCUGCAGAAGCUCCAGCUGUUGGGGCGGUCGGAAAAGCUGAGAGAACUUCUUGGUAACCACCACCUCAGGUCCUUACUGAGGUCCGUUGAUGGUGUAGACAGCAAGGACGAGGCCAUGAGGGCUGCCAUGCAGGAGCCGCUGUUUGUCGAGUUUUCUGAUCAGUGUUUGAAAGUUGUAGAAAAUGAACAAACAUCAGUAACCUUAAAUGAAGACUGAUGGUAUGAUGUUGUGCAUGUUUAGUUUUUUUCUGUGAAUAAUUUUUGGUAAAAUAUUUAGCGGUGGACAGUCAGACACACAGUUUCUGUCCUGCAGCCACUCCUGUUGUUCUGCUGUCUGUAGUUAAUCAUAAUCAACAAACCAUCUACUUAAGAUGAGGGUUAAAGGAGAGAACACAAGUGUUGGAAGUAAAACUGAGCAUUAAACUUUAUUUUUAGAAAAUUUA